This is a messenger RNA of Mustela erminea (ermine), 4002 nucleotides long. It is a transcript of the gene SLC9A2, whose product is annotated as solute carrier family 9 member A2. Gene Ontology annotation, cellular component: membrane. The record is from RefSeq and is a predicted model, not a curated record. Gene Ontology annotation, molecular function: sodium:proton antiporter activity. Bases 268 to 2703 code for a protein of 811 amino acids. NCBI's taxonomy places the organism in Eukaryota, Metazoa, Chordata, Mammalia, Carnivora, Mustelidae. Gene Ontology annotation, biological process: proton transmembrane transport; regulation of pH; sodium ion transport. The transcript has 12 exons.
GGCGCAUCGGGCAUGGGUCGGCGGCCGGCGGCGGAGGGCGGCUGAGGGUGGCCGGGGGUGCGCGCCUGGCCCGGCGGUGUGGCCGUUCGCAGCGGGGACCGAGCCGUCGGCUGCAGAGACCCGGCUGCGCGGCCGGAGGCGGGCGGCGGGCAGAGGAUCUCUGCUCCGCGCUGUGCGCGGCCGAGCGGGCGGCGCUGCCCGGGGAGCGAUGCGCUGAGCGCACGGAGGGCCGAGCGCGGGGUCGCUGGCGGCUCGGGGAGUCGACACAUGGAGCUCAGGAGCACCGGGCGGAGCCUGCGGCCGCCGCCGCCACUACUGCUGCUGCUGCUCCUGCAGGUGGCGGGGCCAGCGGGCACCCUGGCUGAGACCCUGCUGGACGCGUCGAGGGCCAUGGGCGCCAGCUCCAGCCCGCCCAGCCCCGCGAGCGUGGUGGCUCCCGGAACGACGCCGUUCGAGGAGAGUCGACUGCCAGUGUUCACCCUGGAUUACCCCCACGUGCAGAUCCCCUUCGAGAUCACCUUGUGGAUCCUGUUGGCCUCCCUGGCUAAGAUAGGUUUCCAUCUGUAUCACAAGUUGCCCACGAUAGUGCCUGAGAGCUGCCUCCUUAUAAUGGUUGGCCUGCUGCUAGGAGGGAUUAUUUUUGGAGUUGAUGAAAAGUCCCCCCCUGCAAUGAAGACUGAUGUGUUUUUCUUGUAUCUUCUCCCCCCCAUCGUGCUCGACGCAGGCUAUUUCAUGCCCACUCGCCCCUUCUUUGAGAACAUUGGCACCAUUUUCUGGUAUGCUGUGGUAGGGACCCUCUGGAAUUCCAUUGGCAUCGGGGUGUCUUUGUAUGGUAUCUGCCAAAUUGAAGCCUUUGGCCUGAGUGACAUCACUCUGCUCCAGAAUCUACUUUUUGGCAGCUUGAUCUCAGCCGUGGACCCAGUGGCUGUGCUCGCCGUCUUCGAGAACAUUCACGUCAAUGAGCAGCUCUACAUCCUGGUCUUUGGAGAGUCCCUGCUGAAUGAUGCAGUGACAGUGGUCCUGUACAACUUGUUCAAGUCCUUCUGCCAGAUGAAAACCAUUGAGACCAUUGACGUGUUUGCUGGAAUUGCAAACUUCUUCGUUGUGGGAAUUGGUGGGGUGUUAAUUGGCAUCUUCCUGGGAUUUAUAGCGGCGUUUACUACUCGGUUCACGCAUAACAUCCGAGUGAUUGAGCCACUCUUUGUCUUUCUGUACAGUUAUUUGUCCUAUAUAACGGCUGAAAUGUUUCACCUCUCAGGUAUCAUGGCAAUCACUGCUUGUGCAAUGACUAUGAAUAAGUAUGUGGAAGAAAACGUAUCUCAGAAGUCGUACACCACCAUCAAGUAUUUCAUGAAGAUGCUGAGCAGCGUCAGCGAGACCCUGAUCUUCAUCUUCAUGGGCGUGUCCACUGUCGGGAAGAACCAUGAGUGGAACUGGGCCUUCGUGUGCUUCACUCUUGCCUUCUGUCUGAUCUGGCGAGCGCUGGGUGUCUUUGUCCUGACUCAGGUCAUUAAUUGGUUCCGGACGAUUCCCCUGACCUUUAAGGAUCAGUUCAUCAUUGCCUACGGCGGGCUCCGAGGUGCCAUCUGCUUUGCGCUCGUGUUUCUCCUCCCUGCUGCUGUGUUUCCUCGGAAAAAGCUGUUCAUUACAGCUGCAAUUGUUGUCAUAUUCUUUACUGUCUUCAUCCUGGGAAUUACUAUCCGACCACUAGUGGAAUUUCUCGAUGUUAAGAGGUCGAAUAAGAAACAACAAGCUGUCAGUGAAGAAAUCCAUUGCAGGUUUUUUGAUCAUGUGAAGACUGGAAUUGAAGAUGUUUGUGGACACUGGGGUCACAACUUCUGGAGAGACAAGUUUAAGAAGUUCGAUGACAAAUACCUGCGGAAGCUUUUGAUUCGCGAAAACCAACCCAAGUCAAGCAUUGUGUCUUUAUAUAAAAAGCUUGAAAUAAAACACGCCAUCGAGAUGGCAGAGACGGGGAUGAUAAGUACGGUUCCUUCUUUUGCAUCUUUGAAUGAUUGUCGUGAAGAAAAAAUAAGGAAGCUCACACCUGGUGAAAUGGAUGAAAUUCGAGAAAUAUUAUCCAGAAAUCUCUAUCAAAUCCGUCAGCGAACUUUGUCCUAUAACAGACACAAUCUGACGGCUGACACAAGCGAGCGACAGGCCAAGGAGAUUCUAAUCCGACGGAGGCACAGUUUGCGAGAGAGUAUCAGGAAAGACAACAGCUUGAACCAGGAGCGCAGGGCUUCCACUUCAACCUCUCGAUACUUAUCCUUACCAAAAAAUACAAAGCUUCCAGAAAAGCUGCAAAAGAAAAAGAAUAUUUCUAAUGCAGGCGGUAACAGCAGUGACUCGGACACAGAUGUUGGGACCACCGUCCUCAAUCUGCAGCCCCGAGCAAGGCGCUUCUUGCCAGAACAGUUCUCAAAGAAAGGCCCCCAGCCCUAUAAGAUGGAAUGGAAGAACGAGGUAGACGUUGAUUCCGGACAGGGGCAGCCUUGUGCCCCCCCAACUCCACACAGCAAAGAGGGGGGCACCCAGACCCCAGGCAUGCUACGGCAGCCCCUUCUCUCCAAAGGCCAGUUUGGCCCCGUGAAGGAAGACAGUGGGACUGAAGGCGUCCUACCCAAGCCACCACCCAGGCUGGUCCGAAGGGCAUCAGAACCUGGCAACCGGAAAGCCCGAUUUGGAAGUGAGAAGCCUUAAUGGAAAUGGCCAAAGCAGAACUGGGAUGACUGACCCGGUGCAGCUAGGGUUCGUUACUCUGAAACCUGACACAACAGUGGGAUCCAUUUAAUACCCUCCAUGCAUCUAAAUACUUUCAUUGGGUAGUAGAGUCACACCAUUGACCGACGGGAUGAAUGCUUAACCCAAGAAGAGGAAAAUCAAAGAAAAAAAGCCCCAUAAAAUGCCUUUUAUGACUUCUCACUAGCACUUAUAUUCUUCGCAAGCCUAAAGAAAAAAAUUGUGUGCCUUUAUUGAACUUGAAUGACAGAACUUGAAGUUUUUAACACACCCAUGUUGGUGAAAAUUUUAAUAUAUACAUAUAUGCCUCAGAUUUUAUUUAUGAAAACCUAUGUAUAUCUGUAAUCAGUUUGUAAGCGAAGGGCGUUAAAAAUACUCUACACCUUUCCAAGGUGUAAAGGGCAGCUCCGGGAGGACGGUGGACCAUCUGCUCAGAGCCAAGGUGUUUUCCCAUCCUGAGCUGAUGAGCAGUGGUAAAGGAAGAGCACAGCAUGGAGAAGGGAUGCUUGGUGAACUCAGACUGGGGAGGCAGUCAGAAUAUUUGGGCAGAUGAGAAGGCCUGGCUCCCAGAAUGCAGAUGCCCGUGAAACAAUGAGUCAGCUGGAUUUAAUUUGUUCCUCAUGCUACCGGAUGUUUGAGGGUGACCUAGAGAUUCCAUCUCUUGUGUGUGUUUGAAUGGUGCAAAGAGAAAGGCUGUGUGCAUGACACGGUGUAUGACAGACUUGGUGGCAGCUUUGGAUGAAGUUCCAGUGUGGGCCUUAUGGUGUACGUGGGGAGACAAGGCAGCCGCUUACAACUUGUUGGCAGGUUUUACAUUGUGCAAUACUGGGAGGAGGAUGCAGGAGAUUCCCUUUCAUGUCCAUCUAUGACUACCUGCUAUAGAAUUUUUCUGUAGAACAUUCUAGAACUUUGAAAACAGAUCAGAGGCUCCAAGCAGUUUAUAGAGACAGUAUUCCAACGUUUAACAAAUUGGUGAGCGUUCAGAUUUUGAAAUUUAUUCAGAAAGCACUUUGGAGAAUAUAGGAGUUGUAUUUUUUUUCUUUUUUGCACUACUCUAUAAUUUAUCUUUUUGCCCCUCAAUAAAGUAGUGACUCAAAUUCUUUAUAUAAAAAUGGAUGCUACUCAUCUGAGUACUUUUUAAAAGUACAGCAGAAAGACAAGAAGUGGAAUAUAAUCAUUAAAGAUUAAUAUUUGAAUUUCCAUUUUAAACUGUAGAUUUUAUUGGCCUUUUUUUCCUACCCGAAAAAAAUCCUCUUUAAA